GGUUUGUGUUUUUGUUAAGUGACGAUUAUUUUAUGGUACUAGUAUCAUAUUAUAACUCGUUUGAUAUAAAUGAUGCAUAUUUAGGCAGUAAAAGAAAAAGAAAAAAAUAUUAUAUAUAGUACUAUCCUUAGUCUAUGGUUAUGUGAUUGAAGGACAUAUGACAUCGACAUUUCUUGUGUCAGUGCCACAUUCGAUGACGUUCAGCUAACGAAAGCGGUUUUGGAACUGAAACAGUAUCUUUGAGUUUAUUCAGUAAAGCAAUUCUCGCAAUCCUUUAGUUUGUUUAUUAUUAUUGACCCUUAAAUUGUACACUUCGCUGACUCUUAAUACCAGCUAUGUCGGCUGUGGGACAACAAACCCAACAAUUACAACAAGAUUUACAAAAUGAAUUGACAACAGCAAACCAACUUUUACAUUUGAUUUCCAUAGAAUUGCAACAAAUCAAAUAUUUCACAAGAAGGAAUGGUGAAUUUGAAGAAAAUAUUAAACAGAAUGCAUCCUUAGUGAUGAGUCUAGCAAGUUUGCAACAAGUUAAUGUGGAAAAUCUGCCACCACUGACACAUAAAGAAAUUGACAUGAGCACAAACACAAAUAUUAGUAAAUGUGUACAACAUGAAACAUUUAGAAAUAGCUCAGGAAUGGAUGACAGUCAGUAGAACACUUUAAUUAUGCUUGAAUUAGAAUUAUAUCUGGUAAUAGUACAAAAUUUUCCAUAAACUUAUAUUUUCCUAUUUUAUGUCCAGUGUAGUUGUUUCUUUACCCAAUAAAUAUUUUAAACAUUUUCAA
Molecule: messenger RNA, 786 nt
Organism: Galleria mellonella (greater wax moth)
Lineage: Eukaryota; Metazoa; Arthropoda; Insecta; Lepidoptera; Pyralidae
Exons: 5
Coding region: 336-656 (106 amino acids)
Source: RefSeq, a predicted model, not a curated record